GUUAAAGUUGGAUGUGGAGUCAAAUGAGAAGGGUGGCACUGCUGGCCGGCGCCGGCGGCGGGCGGCGGGCGGCGGGCGGCGGGCGGCGGCAACCUCUGUGGUGGCCUGCAGAGGCGGAGGUGGUUUUCUGAAUGGGUAGAUGUGGAGGUGUCACUGCGGAGAUGUCACUUUGAAUGUGUCACUGUGGCGGUGUCACUGUGGUUGGCAGCGGUGACUGGUGGUGGCGGCGGCAGUGACACCAGCGGUGGCCGUAGUGACACGGGCGGUGGCCGUAGUGACACAGGCGGUGGCCGCAGUGACACGGGCGGUGGCUACAGUGACACGGGCGGUAGCGGCAGUGACACGAGCGGUGGUGGCAGUGACACUUGAUAAAACACGAUAGUGACAUUUAAAUUUGGGAAUGACAUUAAUAUGCACUUCUUGAUCACUUUUUUGCCUCUUUUUAAAAGUGGUCACUUUUUUGAUAAUUGGUUCAAAAUUAGUAAUAUUGAGGACAUAAUCCCAAUUUUUAAGCGUUUGGAAAGGAUGCCUUAAGAAUAGCCCAAAAUCCAAAAUAGAAAAAGCCAAUCACUUUUGAAAGCCAGAGUUGAGCGUCGAUUCAAUCGAAGGAAGCCUCCGUCCUCAGCAGUCGGCCAAGGCCACCUCCGUCCUCCGUGACUUCCGUGUAAGCCUCUAGGGACGCCGCCGCAGCUUAUAUCAAUUAAUGGAGAAUCCACAGCUUAAAGAGAUAUUAGAGAAGCAAGUGCUGACGGUAGUGAAGGCCGUGGAGGACAAGCUCGAUGAAGAGAUUGCGGCCUUAGAUCGGCUAGAUCUCGACGACAUUGAGGUACUGAGGGAGCGAAGAUUGCAGCAAAUGAAGAAAAUGGCAGAGAAGCGGAACCGUUGGAAGUCUCUCGGCCACGGGGAGUAUUCGGAAAUUAUGUCUGAGAAAGAUUUCUUCUCCAUAGUUAAGGCCAGUGAGCGCGUUGUCUGUCAUUUCUACCGCGACAAUUGGCCUUGCAAGGUAGUGGAUAAACAUAUGCGUAUACUGGCAGAACAACAUAUAGAGACACGUUUUGUUAAAAUUCAUGCCGAGAAAAGUCCAUUCUUAGCCGAGAAGCUGAGGAUUACUAUUCUCCCAACAAUCGCCCUCGUAAAAAAUGCUAAAGUGGAGGAUUAUGUGGUCGGAUUCGAUGAGCUUGGUGGAAAAGAUGAUUUUAGCACCGAGGAGCUAGAAGAGAGAUUAGCCAAAGCUGGAGUCAUCCAUCUUGACACUGAAUCAUCUUUACAUGCAUCAAAAUCAAAAUCAAAAUCAAAAUCUAGGAGUGUUCGCCAAAGUUCAAAUGCAGAUUCGUCUGACUCUGACUAAAUGGCAACUGAAUAUUAUGUAUUUUGUACCAAACUUCUAUUUCGUCUAGACCUAUUUAGCAUAAUUGUUUAUUCCCCUUGUUUUGAGAUUCUUAGAAAAUAUGGUCUUUCAGAAGUGAUUUUGUGAUUUCUC
Molecule: messenger RNA, 1480 nt
Organism: Cuscuta epithymum
Lineage: Eukaryota; Viridiplantae; Streptophyta; Magnoliopsida; Solanales; Convolvulaceae
Source: the annotation of a GenBank genome assembly